GCCAACACCACUGGUUUUGCCUCUCUUCUGCCUGUUUUUUUUUCCCUCAUCUUUGAUUCCAGCCAACGUUGUCAUCAUCACCACCUUUACAAAGGGCCUUCCUUUUAUAUUGGUUCGUGUAUCAUCUGUGGCCUCUGUGUGUGAUUUAGAUUCACAGUAAAUGUGUUGUAGACAUGUGCGUUCAUGUUUCUAAUUCUCCUAUUCUUAUAUGAUGCUAUUCCUUUCUUGUUCUUUCUUCCUUCCUCCAAAAUAAAAUCUCCAGUGAAAACUUUCUAAUCUUGAUAUUAAUCCUAAAUAUCCAUUACAGCCUGUUUUAAUGAUCCCAUGAAUCAUGAUGGUUGUCUAGAGAUUGGGUGCGUUGUUUUUGUGUUAGAUGGAGCACAGAAAAGAGGACUCCAUUAUUCAAACCCAGGCAACUGAUCUGGGAUGCGGGGGUGUCAGAACUGGACAUGGGAGAUAGGAAUGUGAUGGUUUUUUGUUGAAUUCUAGAAUAAAUCUAUGUUAUUAUGGAUGAAGAAUGUGUUUUUUGAUCUGGGUGUUUUUUUUCCUGGGAAGAGGAAUAUGGAAUAAAAUAUAUAUAUUGAUUACAAAUAGCUGAGGAGAGGAAUUUUCAUCAUUUAAUCCCAUGGAGGCACCGGCUGAGCAGCAGCCACAGGCAGGGCAGCCAAGCGUGCCGCGGAAAAAGAUGACGAAACAGUUAACCGGAAAACGCGAGGAUACGAUCUUGCAUACUGCGGCAAGAGAAGGAAAUCUUCCUACUGUGAUAGAAAUCCUUGGUGGCACCGGCGAGGCCGAAUUGAAGGAGUUGUUGGCAAAGCAAAAUCAAGCCGGCGAGACAGCUCUUUAUGUCGCGGCAGAAUACGGUUAUGUUGAUUUGGUUAGGGAGAUGAUCAAGUGCUAUGGUCUUGCCGAUGCUGGCAUCAAAGCAAGAAAUGGGUUUGAUGCAUUACACAUUGCUGCAAAACAAGGAGACAUGGAGGUGUUGAGGGUUCUAAUGGAGGCUCAUCCGGAAUUGUCUAUGACCGUGGAUGUAUCAAACACAACGGCUUUGCACACAGCUGCAACACAAGGGCACAUCGAGAUAGUGAACUUUUUGUUGGAGGCAGGAAGCGGUCUGGCAACCAUUGCUAGAAGUAACGGGAAAACGGCCUUGCAUUCUGCGGCAAGAAAUGGGCAUUUGGAGGUUCUGAAAGCUCUUCUGGAAAAGGAGCCCGAGAUUACAAAACGGAUUGAUAGGAAGGGGCAGACGGCACUUCACAUGGCAGUGAAGGGACAGAGUAGUGAGGUGGUGGAGAUGUUGAUUAUGGCAGAUCCUCCUUCUGUGAACAUGGUUGACAAUAAAGGCAACACCGCUUUGCAUAUUGCAACCAGAAAGGGUAGAGCUCAGAUUGUGAGGAUGCUUCUCGGACAGAAAGAGACGGACACAAGAGCCGUGAACAGGGCUGGCGAAACUGCGAUUGACACUGCCGAGAAAACUAGCCACCCUGAUAUUGCAGCCAUUCUUCAGGAGCAUGGGGUUCCCAGUGCCAAAAAUAUCAAGGUUCAAGCACCAACAAGCACUGCCCGUGAGCUGAAACAAACUGUAAGCGACAUAAAGCAUGAAGUCCAUUACCAGCUAGAGCACACCCGGCAAACCAGAAAACGUGUUCAAGGCAUUGCAAAACGCCUCGACAAAAUGCACACAGAAGGCCUUAACAACGCAAUCAACUCCACAACUGUUGUGGCUGUCCUCAUUGCCACAGUUGCAUUUGCUGCCAUAUUCACCGUCCCCGGCCAAUAUGCCGACGACCCAGAAAACAUUCCUCCUGGAGUCUCCGUUGGGGAAGCAAAUAUUGCUCCAAAAGUGCCAUUUAUAAUCUUCUUCAUCUUCGACUCCAUUGCCCUCUUCAUCUCUCUGGCGGUUGUCGUGGUCCAGACCUCCGUUGUUGUCAUAGAAAGCAAGGCAAAGAAGCAGAUGAUGGCAGUUAUCAACAAACUCAUGUGGUUAGCUUGCGUGCUUGUCUCAGUGGCAUUUUUAGCUCUGUCUUUUGUUGUCGUGGGCGACCGUGAAAGGUGGCUGGCAAUCGGCGUUACAAUUAUAGGAACAACCAUAAUGGCCGCUACUUUGGGCACCAUGUGUUAUUGGGUAAUUAGGCAUCGGAUUGAUGCCUCCAAUAUGAGGAGCCUUCGAAGAUCAUCAAUGGGCAGCAGAUCAAGUUCCAGGACUCUGCCAGCGAUGUCAGACUCUGAGAUCCUGAACAAUGAGUACAAGAAAAUGUAUGCAAUUUGAAAAUUUCCCUACGCCAGAAAAGUUUUAGCAUUCGGCGUAAGAGAUCACCAUGGUUCUCUAUAUGUUCACAUCUAUAACGUAUAUUUCCUGAGGAGCUGAUCAUAGAUUUUUUUCUCUUCAGAAAAUUUUGCUGACUA
This is a messenger RNA of Alnus glutinosa, 2406 nucleotides long. RefSeq names its product ankyrin repeat-containing protein At5g02620. Gene Ontology annotation, cellular component: plasma membrane. Gene Ontology annotation, molecular function: protein phosphatase 1 binding; protein phosphatase regulator activity. The transcript is spliced from 4 exons. Lineage: Eukaryota; Viridiplantae; Streptophyta; Magnoliopsida; Fagales; Betulaceae. The record is from RefSeq and is a predicted model, not a curated record. Bases 626 to 2269 code for a protein of 547 amino acids.